GAAAACCCAAAGAGUAAGCAAUGGUCCCGUGGCGUCCGCUUCCGGUGUGUCCGUGAUUGAUAAUUUGAUGUUAUGUACUUCCGAGCAAAGCAAAUGGAAAAAGCGGUGAAAUAAAAGUCUUCUUUUACGGCCCCUCCUCACACUCUCGAUCUCCAUUGUAGAUUCUCAUUCAACCGACGAAUCACAACCAGAAGAAAAUCCAUUUCAUUUUAUCAAAUCGAUUAAAAACCAACACCGCCGUGUCAAACUUUCAAACAUCUUUCUCUUCACGAAAACCUAAUUUUACCUUUCCGGUAUGCGGUUCACGGUUUCCAUGACUUCGUGUCCAAAACCUGUUGGGCGACUGUCCAUUUUCCCUUUCUAAUCUCUGUCUUUUCUUUUCUGUUGUUUUAUAAUCUAAACCCUUGGGGAUCUAUCUGAUUGGGAUUCUUGAUUGUUAUCCAAAAGGCUUCUGAUUGAAUUGACUGGAAUAUCGGUUUGCAACUAAUAAUUCCGCGUUUAAAGUUGACGACAGCCAGAUUCGCGUUGGCGUUUCGAAUGUGGUUGUAGACAGAUGAGUAUUUUGCAAUGAGUGCGAUAAGGGGAUUGCUUGUCCAUGGAAGCAUCGGACAACCGAUUAUCUGAUCUGGUAGGCGCAUUGAAAUCAUGGGUCCCUCGGCGGUCCGAGCCAGCUAAUGUGUCGAGGGACUUUUGGAUGCCCGAUCAGAGUUGCAGGGUUUGCUACGAGUGUGAUUCCCAGUUUACCUUUUACAAUCGCAAACAUCACUGUAGAUUUUGUGGCCGUGUAUUCUGUGCCAAGUGCACUGACAAUUGGGUGACUCCACAGUCUACUGAUUCAGAUACCAUCAGGCAAGAUUCAGGGAAGAUUAGGGUUUGUAAUUACUGUUUCAAACAAUGGCAGCAAGGUGGCUUAGACACCUCUGUUGAUCAUGGGAUCCAGGUCACCAGCCUGGAUCUCAGCACUUCUCCUUCCACUGCCAGUCUCGUCAGUACCAAAUCUAGUGGCACUGCUGACAGUAGUUUUGUAACUUGUACAUCUUUCCCACAUUCAGUCGACUCUUACCAACAGAAUCCAAAUCAUUCUGGAAUUAGUCCUCGUCAAUCUUCAGUGAUGGAAUCAAAUUUACACGAUGAAAUCACUGUUGAUAACUCCUAUUAUGAUGAACUACAACUAGAUGAUGUCAGCAAUGAUUACGGAUCUCGUAAAGUGCAUCCAGAUGGAGAAGAAGCCACUGUUGCAAAAAGUGAAAGCAGUUCUUCAUUACAAAACAGUUUUGAUUCCAGGUAUUUCGAGAAAAAAGAAGAUGAACCUGAUGUUAAUGAUGAAUGUGAAGCUUCUUCUUCAUCUUUAUAUGCUGCACAAGACAUUGAAUCCGAGCCUGUUGAUUUUGAGAACGAUGGUUUCCUAUGGCUACCUCCUGAACCUGAAGACGAAGAAGACGAAAGAGAACCACUUCUAUUUGAUGAUGAUGAUGAUGGGGAUGGUGCAGGAGAGUGGGGAUAUACCCGUAGUUCAGACACUGUUGGGAGUGGAGAGUUUCGCAAUAGGGAUAAAUCAAAUGAAGAGCACAAGCAGGCAAUGAAGACUGUAGUUGAUGGACACUUUAGGGCUUUAGUAUCUCAGUUGUUGCAGGUUGAGAACCUUUCUGUAGGUGAAGAAGAUGAUAAAGAUGAUUGGUUAGAGAUAAUCACAUCGUUGUCAUGGGAGGCUGCAUCAUUGCUAAAACCAGACACAAGUAAAGGUGGUGGGAUGGAUCCAGGAGGUUAUGUGAAGAUAAAAUGUUUAGCUACUGGACGUCGUUCUGACAGUAUGGUGGUCAAAGGAGUUGUUUGUAAGAAAAAUGUGGCACAUAGGCGGAUGACAUCAAGAAUAGAGAAACCAAGAUUCAUGAUUCUUGGAGGUGCUCUCGAGUAUCAACGAGUUUCUAACCUCCUAUCAAGUUUUGAUACUUUACUACAACAGGAAAUGGAUCAUCUGAAGAUGGCUGUAGCAAAGAUAGAUGCCCACCAGCCUGAUGUACUUUUGGUAGAGAAAUCAGUUUCACGAUAUGCACAAGAAUAUCUCCUGGCAAAAGACAUAUCACUUGUUUUGAAUAUCAAAAGGCCACUUUUGGAAAGAAUAGCCCGAUGCACUGGUGCUCAGAUAGUUCCUUCAAUUGACCAUCUUUCCUCUCAGAAAUUGGGAUACUGUGAUUUGUUCCAUGUUGAAAAGUUUGUUGAAGAACAUGGAACUGCAGGCCAGGCUGGCAAGAAAUCUUUGAAGACAUUGAUGUACUUUGAAGGGUGUCCAAAACCCUUUGGUUGCACUAUAUUACUCAGAGGUGCAAGUGGUGAUGAAUUGAAGAAAGUGAAGCAUGUGGUUCAGUAUGGAGUUUUUGCUGCUUAUCAUUUGGCAUUGGAGACAUCUUUUCUUGCUGAUGAAGGAGCUUCACUGCCCGAACUGCCCUUGAAUUCUCCACUAACUGUGGCACUUCCUGAUAAGGCAUCAAGUAUUGACCGGUCAAUUUCAACAAUACCUGGUUUUACUCUCCCACCAAACGAGAGAUCCGAGGGCCCACAUAAAUACACUGAAACAGAAAGGUCAAACAAUGCUCCUAUGGCAGAUGUAUUUUCUUCUAUAAUGAGCCAGAAGGCACAAGUAAUGCUGAUGCCACUUGGAUCCAAUACUCAUAACCAUCAAGAUUCUUUAGAUGCUACUGAUGCACCAAUUGAAACAAAGGAUCCUGCUGAUGUGACUGCCAAUGGGUUUGGGCAUCCUCACCCCCAACACAGUUUGGUUAGGAGUUCACAUAAUAGUGAUGAUGGAUUGUAUUUGCAAAUGGAUGGAAAAAAUGGGAAAGAGGAAUCUGUUUCAUCAAAGGAAGAGUUUCCUCCUACACCAUCAGAUCAUCAGAGCAUUUUGGUAUCUUUGUCAUCACGAUGUGUCUGGAAAGGGACUGUGUGUGAAAGAUCUCAUCUUUUUCGCAUCAAAUAUUAUGGAAACUUUGAUAAACCAUUGGGACGUUUUCUUCGAGAUAAUCUCUUUGAUCAAGGUUAUAGAUGUCCUUCGUGUGAGAUGCCUUCAGAAGCACAUGUACAAUGUUACACACAUAGGCAAGGAACCCUAACCAUAUCCGUGAAGAAGUUGCCUGAAAUUCUGUUACCAGGAGAAAAAGAAGGCAAGAUUUGGAUGUGGCACAGGUGCUUGAAGUGUCCACGGGUUAGUGGUUUCCCACCUGCAACUCGAAGAAUUGUGAUGUCAGAUGCUGCCUGGGGUUUAUCAUUUGGGAAGUUUCUAGAACUCAGCUUUUCUAACCAUGCUGCUGCUAGCAGGGUUGCAAACUGUGGCCAUUCACUACAUCGGGACUGUCUUCGCUUUUAUGGGUUUGGCAAAAUGGUUGCUUGCUUCCGCUAUGCACGAAUUGAUGUCCACUCUGUUUACCUUCCACCUGCGAAACUUGUUUUUAAAUAUGAGAAUCAGGAGUGGAUACAAAAUGAACUGAAUGAGGUUGUUAGCCGGGCUGAGCUGUUAUUUUCCGAAAUCCUUAAUGCCCUGAGCCAGAUAGCAGAGAAGAAUUUUGGGAAAAGUUCAGUUAAUAGUAGCUCACCAUCAAGACGCCAGAUAGCAGAUUUGGAAGAUAUGUUACAAAAGGAGAAAGCAGAAUUUGAGGAGUCACUUGAGAAGAUUUUAAACCAGGAGGGAAAGAAAUGCCAAAACAUGAUUGAUAUUCUUGAGAUUAACCGAUUGCGAAGACAGCUGUUAUUCCAAUCGUACGUGUGGGACCACCGACUCGUUUAUGCAGCCAGUGUUCAUAGCAACAGUCCACGUGGCGAUCUGAACGAAUCAAGAUCCGAAAAUAAUGAUUCAUACAAAGAUUCAGAUGUUACUGAGACUCAGCCUCAAGUGAUCAAUGAAGAUUCUGACCAUGAAAAUUCUGAUCCAGCAACAUCACACGAUGUAGGGGUAAAUAGGUCAUUCUCCGAAGGGCAGCUUUCUGUUAUGGCAAGUUUGUCAGAUACCCUAGAUGCUGCCUGGACAGGUAAUAAUCACACAGGGGUACAAAAGGAUAAUACUCUAUCUGUCAUUUCUGAUGCUGACGUGGCAGAUUCUUCAGUGGCGGAUCGCGUGGAAGAAUCGUCCAAGUCAUCACUUUCAUCUCCUUCAUUGUCUACACGAAAUUCUGAAAAUAUAGACGAAGCAACAAGCUGGUUCAGCAUGCCAUUUUUAAACUUUUACCGUGCGUUACCAAGUUCUCAAAAGCUGGACACACUCAACGAUUACAAACCUGUUUACAUCUCAUCAUAUCGCGAAUCAGAACUCCAGGGUGGCGCUAGGUUGCUCAUGGCAGUGGGUGUAAAUGACACUGUUGUCCCUGUAUACGAUGACGAACCCACAAGUAUCAUAUCAUACACGCUGCUCUCAGCUGAUUAUAUCUCCCAAAUGUCCGGUGAUUUUGAGAGACUAAGAGAUGGUGAAUCAUCAUCGUCAUCUUCUAUCUUCACAUCACAAUCUGCUGAUCCAGUCAUGUUUCAGUCGUUUUCCAAUUUUGAUGAAACAACACUUGAAUCUCUUAGAAGUAUUGGAGAUGAAAGUCUUUUAUCCAUGUCAGCGUCUCGAAGCUCCCUGAUGCUUGACCCUGUGUCAUAUACAACAGCUUUACACGCGAGAGUUGAGUUUACAGAUGAUGGACCACUUGGGAAAGUGAAAUAUACUGUGACUUGUUACUAUGCAAAACGCUUUGAGGCAUUAAGGAGAAUAUGUUGCCCUUGUGAACUUGAUUAUAUACGGUCUCUUAGUCGGUGUAAAAAAUGGGGUGCUCAAGGUGGUAAAAGUAACGUUUUCUUUGCGAAAACUUUGGAUGAAAGGUUCAUAAUCAAACAAGUUACAAAAACAGAGCUUGAGUCGUUUAUCAAAUUUGCUCCUGCAUACUUCAAGUAUCUAUCUGAGUCUAUUGGUACUGGAAGUCCUACAUGCCUUGCAAAGAUUUUGGGCAUUUAUCAGGUGACUAAGCAAAUGAAAGGCGGGAAAGAAUCGAAGAUGGAUGUGCUGGUUAUGGAGAAUCUCUUAUUUGGAAGGAAUCUAACACGGCUUUAUGAUCUAAAAGGAUCUUCAAGAUCACGGUAUAAUCCUGAUUCCAGUGGGAGUAACAAAGUAUUACUUGAUCAGAAUCUGAUUGAAGCGAUGCCAACUUCUCCGAUAUUCGUCGGAAACAGAGCCAAACGGUUGUUGGAAAGAGCUGUCUGGAAUGAUACUGCUUUUCUUGCUUCGAUUGAUGUGAUGGAUUAUUCGUUGCUAGUUGGGGUAGACGAAGAGAAACACGAACUGGUAUUAGGGAUUAUCGACUUCAUGAGACAGUAUACAUGGGACAAACAUUUGGAGACAUGGGUGAAGGCUUCCGGGUUCCUUGGGGGACCCAAAAACGCGUCUCCAACUGUUAUCUCGCCCAAACAGUACAAAAAGAGAUUUAGGAAAGCAAUGACAACCUAUUUCCUUAUGGUACCCGAUCAAUGGUCUCCUCCAGCUGUUGUACCAAGCAAGUCACACACACAAACUGAAGAUGUGGUGGAAUGAUAUAUGAAUGAUGUAUAUUUUCAUGAUUUACUUUUUACAUAUAUAUAGUGUUUUUAAUAUUCAUUUUUGAGCACAUCACCAUCAUCAUCCAUGAAUAUUCUGGGGAAAAAGAUUUAGAGAAUUGGUUUGUUAUUUGUUGCAAGGUGAAAGAGAAAAAAAAAAGGCUGUUAGAAAGGCCAAACAGUUUUUGUACAUGAGUGUUUUGUCGUUGUUGUAUGUGUACAUUGAUAGUC
Molecule: messenger RNA, 5784 nt
Organism: Lactuca virosa
Lineage: Eukaryota; Viridiplantae; Streptophyta; Magnoliopsida; Asterales; Asteraceae
Source: the annotation of a GenBank genome assembly